Ascoidea rubescens DSM 1968 is the source of this 377-nucleotide messenger RNA. RefSeq names its product lipid-binding protein HSP12 (gene HSP12). The annotation marks the transcript as partial. NCBI's taxonomy places the organism in Eukaryota, Fungi, Ascomycota, Saccharomycetes, Ascoideales, Ascoideaceae. The transcript is spliced from 2 exons. The record is from RefSeq and is a predicted model, not a curated record.
UUUCUGAAUCACUUCACCUAACUUACUAAAUUUAUCAAUUCUCUUACUCAAUUGACAAUGUCUGACUUCGGUAGAAAAAACUUUACUCAAAAGGCUUCUGAAGCUGUAAAACCAAAUUCUGAAAAAACAUAUGCUGAACAAACUAAGGAAAAAGCUACUGGUCUUGCUGAUUCAAUUGGAAAGACUGUUCAACCAGAAAGCCAAAAAUCAUAUGGUCAAAAGGCCAGUGAUACCCUUGGAAACAAAAAAGAUGAGGCUCAAGACAGUGGAAAGACAGUUUUAGACACAGCUGGAGAAUAUGUUGAAGCUGCUAAAAAUUAUGUUGCUGAAACCUUUGCUGGAGACAAUACCGCUACCACAACACAUCCCAAUCAAAC